GACCUCUGUCUGGGUCUCCAGUGCGAGUGGAAAGAACCAAAGUGCUUGGACCAUCGUGUGCUGCCUCCUUGGUGUGUUAGCAGCUACACCAAGUCAGAGUGUAGCAUAGCCGCGAUGCCAGUCAGGUAUUUUUUGAAAGCCUGCACCAUGGAUAACAUGAAGAAGCAGCAUGAAAGUGGAGAGGACCUUCUGCUUCGUGUGGGUCUGAAUGACAACAAAGCAGGCAUGGAAGGGCUAGACAAGGAGAAGAUUAAUAGAAUUAUAAUGGAAGCUACAAAGGGGUCUAGAUUUUAUGGAAAUGAACUCAAGAAAGAAAAGCAGGUUAAUCAGCGGAUUGAAAAAAUGAUGCAACAAAAAGCUCAAAUUACCAACCAGCAGCUAAGGAAAGCACAACUACAGGUGGACAGAUUUGCAAUGGAAUUGGAACAGAACCGGAAUCUGAGUAACACCAUGGUCCAUGUAGACAUGGAUGCUUUCUAUGCAGCUGUGGAGAUGAGGGACAACCCAGAGCUGAGAGACAAGCCCAUUGCUGUGGGCUCGAUGAGUAUGUUGUCUACUUCAAAUUACCAUGCAAGAAGGUUUGGUGUCCGAGCAGCCAUGCCAGGGUUUAUUGCCAAGAGACUCUGCCCACAGCUUAUUAUAGUGCCCCCAAACUUCGACAAGUAUCGAGCGGUGAGUCAGGAGGUUAAGGAAAUACUUGCUGAUUACGAUCCUGACUUUAUGGCUAUGAGUCUAGAUGAAGCCUACUUAAACAUAACAAAGCACUUAGUGGAAAGACAGAGCUGGCCCGAGGACAAAAGAAGGUACUUCACCAAAAUGGGAAACCCUGCAGAAAAUGCUACAGCAAGCAAGGAAGCAGACACGCUGGGCGAACAUGACGGCACCAUCUCCCCGCUCCUGUUUGAAGACAGCCCACCUGACGUGCAGCCACUGGAAAGUCCUUUCCACGGAAAUGGUGAAGAACAAAGCAGUCCUCAAGUGCUCCAGAACUCCGUUGUUUUUGGAACGUCAGCAGAGGAAGUGGUGAAGGAAAUUCGUUUCCGAAUUGAGCAGAAAACAGGACUGACGGCCAGUGCAGGUAUUGCCCCAAAUACAAUGUUAGCUAAAAUAUGCAGUGAUAAGAAUAAGCCAAACGGACAAUACCAGGUUCUUCCCACUAGACAAGCCGUGAUGAACUUCAUCAAGGACUUACCCAUUCGGAAGGUUUCAGGAAUAGGAAAAGUUACAGAGAAAAUGUUAAAGGCCCUUGGAGUUGUCACCUGUACCGAGCUCUACCAGAAGAGGGCGCUGCUUUCUCUCCUGUUCUCAGAAACGUCUUGGCAUUACUUCCUUCACAUCUCUCUGGGUCUAGGUUCAACACACCUGGCAAGGGAUGGAGAGAGGAAAAGCAUGAGUGUUGAGAGAACAUUCAGUGAGAUAAGUCAAGCAGAAGAACAGUACAGCCUAUGCCAAGAAUUAUGCAGGGAUCUUGCUCAAGAUCUCCAAAAAGAAGGACUUAAGGGUCGAACCAUUACCAUCAAGCUCAAAAAUGUGGACUUUGAAGUGAAGACACGAGCUUGUACAGUUUCCUGUCCUGUUUCUACUGCAGAAGAGAUAUUUGCUGUUUCUAAGGAGUUACUGAGGACUGAAAUUGAUGCUGAUUUUCCACGUCCCUUAAGAUUAAGACUUAUGGGUGUCCGGGUGUCCGGUUUUCCCAGUGAAGAGGACAGGAAACAGCAGCAAAGGAGCAUCGUGGGCUUCCUGCAGGCUGGACACCAAGUCCCACCAGCCACAGGCCCUGCACCAGAGGGAAUGGGUACAGACCUGUUGGCAAAAUCCCCAGAAACCACUCCUAAAAAAAAGAGUUUCUUUGAUAAGAAACGAUUGGAAAGGAAAGAGGGUCACCAAGAUGCACUGAAAUGUGAAGGUACAGAUGAGCAAAAUCUACAGACCUCACACACAGUCCAAGUUUUAAAGAGGACAAUGAAUGAGAACCUGGUAUCAGAGAGUCUACUCAGCCUGGGCCCCUUUACCUGUCCUGUGUGCUGUCAGGAGCAAGGAGGCAUCAGUCUGGAGGCCUUCAACAGGCACGUGGACACAUGCCUUGAGGCACCUUCAGGCAGGGAGGCCUCCCGAGUGUGGUCAGGGUCACGGGCUGCUGCCGCUGAAGUCAGCAACAAGGAAAACGCACACUGCUCGUUCUCCUGUGGCGAGAAGCAGGAUGACCAGGCCCCACAGAAGAGUGCAGGCCUCGCCACUGGAGGCCCUGUGGACCUCUCAUCUGAACCACCAAGUGCAGGCACUUCAAGUCCUAACCGCAGCAAGGAGGACCAUGCUGACCUCCCACAACACAGCUACCACAACUCUGCGUGGGAAGGCCAAGGGGCCAACCUACUGGGGCAGGAGUGCACCCACCCGGACGUAUGUGAGAUCACCGCAGGCCAAGCUCUGGUGUGUCCUGUCUGUAACCAGGAGCAGAAGACGUCAGAUCUUACCCUGUUCAACGUGCAUGUGGAUAUUUGCUUAAAUAAAGAUGUUAUCCAUGAACUGAGAAACAAUCAGGACAAUCUAGUUCCUCAACUCAAAGAAAAUUCUAGAAGUGCUGAAACCAGUUCGAGCAGAGUACGGAAGACUUCAGCAAAAACAAAAAGGCCAACACUGAUGAAAACCCACUCAGCGUCAAAAAAAGCCAAGCCAAGCACCACCACACAGACUAUCGAUACUUUCUUUAAAUGAACAUUGCAUAUUUUAGGGUUAACUUUUAAUUGAAAAUAUUUUAUAAUCAAUGAAUUUAUUUUAAUUUACAAAUCCUUUAAUGGAGACAGCUGCAUAAUCCCUCCCUAAAUGGCAUUUUUUUCUGAGAAUGUGGAAUAUGUUCAGAUUUACUUAUAAGAAUGUGCAAUACAUACGAGUUUACUUCUGUGUACCUUUGCCUUAACACGCGAACUUCCAUUAUCAGUGAAAAUCAAUCCUUUAGAGACUAUUUUAAAAAGAGAAGCAGGAAUGAAAUAAGAAAGUGAUUUGUUACUUUUACACUGGACAUAAACCACAGGGGUCAGGGCUCUUAGUGGCCCCUAAGUACUUGUCCACGGGGAUCAGGGCUCUUA
Ochotona curzoniae (black-lipped pika) is the source of this 3086-nucleotide messenger RNA. It is a transcript of the gene POLK, whose product is annotated as DNA polymerase kappa. Gene Ontology annotation, molecular function: damaged DNA binding; DNA-directed DNA polymerase activity. NCBI's taxonomy places the organism in Eukaryota, Metazoa, Chordata, Mammalia, Lagomorpha, Ochotonidae. Gene Ontology annotation, biological process: error-prone translesion synthesis. Gene Ontology annotation, cellular component: nucleus. The record is from RefSeq and is a predicted model, not a curated record. The transcript is spliced from 15 exons. Bases 115 to 2715 code for a protein of 866 amino acids.